CUCGAACGUCACUUCCAGGAGCGCGUCUAUCUUGUGUGUCCGCGCAUUUCCACAUUUUUCCUCUGUGAAGCCUUCUGGCCGAGGGGAUCCAGGGUAGAGCGUCUGAGUGAACCUUCUAUUUAACAGAAAUGAAUGAGGCAGAAGUAAAUCCUAAAGCUUAUCCGCUUGCUGAUGCUCAGCUCACCAAGACACUACUGGAUCUUGUACAGCAGUCUUGUAACUACAAACAAUUACGCAAAGGAGCCAACGAAGCCACUAAAACUUUGAACAGAGGAAUUGCAGAAUUCAUUGUGAUGGCCGCAGAUGCUGAACCCCUUGAGAUUAUCCUUCAUCUCCCACUACUUUGUGAAGACAAGAACGUGCCCUAUGUGUUUGUGCGCUCCAAGCAAGCCUUAGGACGGGCAUGUGGUGUUUCUCGGCCUGUUAUUGCCUGUUCCAUUACUAUCAAAGAAGGCUCACAACUGAAGCCUCAAAUUCAGUCUGUUCAACAAGCUAUUGAAAGACUAUUGGUCUAAAUCUGAUAAAAGUAACUAAAAAAAACACAAGACUUUAUAUGAAUAUUUUGUUCAACAGCUGUUGUUUGUACAGUAUUUUCUUUUAAUAGGUUUUUAAAUCCAGCAGAUUAUUUCUGUUUAGGCCUUUAACUAGAGAUUGCUUGCUCAUUCUUUUAAGUCAAAAGGAGGCAAAUUUAUGCCUUCUAAAUAUUUAGGGCAAUAACUUGCAGUUGCCAGGCAAGAGGUAAAGAUUUGUGGGAGCUUUAGUUAGAAAAACAGUUCUAAUCCCAAACCUCUGAAUUUGGUGAGCAGCCUGCUGGCUUUAGGGAGUGGGCUAUCUGGAAACCCUACAGCAUGGUCAAAAGUUUUCACCUUGCUUUUUGAUGGAUUUAAGGGUGGAAAUUAGAGGCUUCCCAGAGAUAACCUGCCCAGAUUUCUAUCCUAAAACCACCCAAAUGUUCAGAAAAUGGGCUGAAAUUGCCCUACCAGAAUUUGGCAAGUUUACCAGUGAAUUUCAGUGGCAUGACCUCAGGAUUCUUGGGGCCAAAUGGGGACUGUGCAUUGCUCACCUCUGCUUGGAAGGGUAUUAGGUUGCCUAUCCCUGCUUUUACAUCCUUCUGAUGCAAAACGAAUAGAGCUAGCCUAGAAAAAAAUCAAGACUUCCUCCCUAACCUGAUACAGUUUGAUACGAUAGCAUUGUAAGAAACUUUUUUUUUUUUGCUCCUUGUUGCUAUAGCUAGAGGCUUUAACUUUUUCAGAAAUAAAUUACAAUAAAUGAGUAACAUGUCUAGUGUCUUAUCUGAAACUGAGCUAAAGCACUGAUCCUGGUAGGCAUUCUCUUCCAACUUUUACCAAGUCAGUGCUCCUUCCUAGAAAGUUAGAUGUGUUGGGAUGUUGGCCUUCCCUCUAGCCUACCACUGCAGCUGCAUAAGGAUGAGAUGACAGCAAGCUGUUGGCACUGUUUUAACAGCAAGGCUUUUAAACAUUAUGGAGCAUUGUGAAUGUUGAUUAUUUCUGCUUUUUCUUUUUGGCCCAGAGAGAAGAGGAAGACAGCAAACAAAUUUAGUAUGGCAUAAACUUUUCAGAUGCAUAAAUAGGAUUAUAUAAAGACAUUGCAUGUGUUAAUCUGCUCACCUAUGCAAAAAUGCCUGUCACACUCAACAGUUGUUAUGGUGAUUGGGCAUUGUUAAUAAAAUUAUUACUGUCUGUAUU
This is a messenger RNA of Candoia aspera, 1706 nucleotides long. It is a transcript of the gene SNU13, whose product is annotated as small nuclear ribonucleoprotein 13. Gene Ontology annotation, biological process: maturation of LSU-rRNA; ribosome biogenesis; mRNA splicing, via spliceosome. The transcript is spliced from 3 exons. Gene Ontology annotation, molecular function: RNA binding. Lineage: Eukaryota; Metazoa; Chordata; Lepidosauria; Squamata; Candoiidae. Gene Ontology annotation, cellular component: box C/D methylation guide snoRNP complex; precatalytic spliceosome; cytosolic large ribosomal subunit. Bases 129 to 515 code for a protein of 128 amino acids. The record is from RefSeq and is a predicted model, not a curated record.